This is a messenger RNA of Ostrinia nubilalis (European corn borer), 698 nucleotides long. It is a transcript of the gene ATPsyndelta, whose product is annotated as ATP synthase subunit delta, mitochondrial. Gene Ontology annotation, molecular function: proton-transporting ATP synthase activity, rotational mechanism. Gene Ontology annotation, biological process: proton motive force-driven ATP synthesis. The coding region runs from base 115 to 603 and encodes 162 amino acids. The transcript is spliced from 6 exons. The record is from RefSeq and is a predicted model, not a curated record. Lineage: Eukaryota; Metazoa; Arthropoda; Insecta; Lepidoptera; Crambidae.
GACUUACGAAGACCUAAAAAAAACACUUCUAAAGUCAGCUGUCAAAAGGGGAAGUGCAAAUUCUCCAAUUUAUUCUUGAAAUUAAAAUUUAUAGGCCGUGAAUAGCAAUCAGAAAUGGCCAUGGCAUUCCGCAACCUAUUGAGAAGCUCUGCCAGAAGGCUGCAGGUCCGCGGCUACGCAGCAGAGGCCCCCAAAGAGGGUGAAAUGGCUCUUACAUUUGCUGCUGGCAAUAAGGUUUUCUAUGACAAGCAAGUUGUGAAGCAGAUUGAUGUGCCAUCAUUCAGCGGUGCCUUUGGUAUUCUGCCCAAACAUGUGCCCACUCUAGCUGUUCUGCGCCCCGGUGUAGUCACAGUCCUCGAGAAUGAUGGCAAACAAAACAAAAUCUUUGUUUCUUCUGGCACUGUCACCGUCAAUGAUGAUUCAUCAGUUCAGGUUUUGGCAGAAGAGGCACAUCCCCUUGAAAACCUUGACAGGGGCGCUGCCCAGGAGGCCCUCAGCAAAGCUCAGUCCGAACUCAACUCUGCGGCUAAUGAUAAGGCCAAGGCAGAGGCCGCCAUCGCCGUGGAAGUCGCCGAAGAGAUCCUGAAGGCCGCGUCCGCGUAAGGCACCACGAGCGCAGUACCACAGUUAGUGUUAAAACUGUAUCUAUUUAAUUAUUUCAUAAUGUAUAAAUAAAAAAGUUACUUUCGGUAGAUCAA